Messenger RNA from Acanthochromis polyacanthus (spiny chromis), 3076 nucleotides. Its product is annotated as ectonucleoside triphosphate diphosphohydrolase 5-like. Gene Ontology annotation, molecular function: UDP phosphatase activity; GDP phosphatase activity. Gene Ontology annotation, cellular component: membrane. The transcript has 14 exons. Gene Ontology annotation, biological process: nucleoside diphosphate catabolic process. The record is from RefSeq and is a predicted model, not a curated record. Bases 653 to 1942 code for a protein of 429 amino acids. Lineage: Eukaryota; Metazoa; Chordata; Actinopteri; Pomacentridae.
AUAGAUAAUAACCAUUUGUGUGUUAUUUUUAAAGUUUUACAAAAAAUGUAUCAUCCAAAAUUAUUCCUAUCCUACCUGAUCCGUAGAAAAUUGCAGAUUCUAUCACUUUGUAGAUCAGGGGUGUCAAACAUGCAGCUCAUGGGGCAAAAACGACACGCAGAGGGUCCAAUCCGGCCCCCUGGACAACUUUGUAAACUGUAAAAAUUACAGAGAAGACCUUAACUGCAGAUUGUAAAUUAUUAAAACUAUAAAUUUAAAAUAAUUUGUAGAAUAUGAGUAAUUUCUUCACUGAAUUUCCAGGGGUUUUUUUCUUCAUGUACAGAAAUUUGCUAAAUCCCUUCCUAAUUUUCCCUUUUUUCUCCAAGAACUGAGCUGAAAUCACUCAUUGUAAAGGGAGAAAAUAUUAAAAAUUAAAAAGAAAAAAUAGUGGAAACCUGAAAGAUUUUCUACUCUAAAUCCUUUCUGUUCCAGUCAAAUUGGAAUUAUUGUGUAUUGAUUUAAUUUAUCAAUAUUUUAUUCAUUAAAUCUAGUCCAUUUUAUAUUUACUAGUUUUAUCUGAUUUUACAAAAAUAAGUAAAUAAAUGAACCUUUAGGAUGACGUCACGUGGACCCGGAAGUGAGCAGAGCUGACAGUCGGACAUCAUGAGUGAAGAUGAAGCCACCCGCCGUGCCUCUUCUCCUCCUGGUCCUGCUCGCUGUUGCAGGGCUGAGCCGAGCCCAAGUCCAAACCUCUUUUCUGGACUGGUCCACGAUCCUUCCGAGUCUCAGUCGGCCGGCGAACCACAGCCGGAUCUUCUAUGCUGUGAUGUUCGACGCAGGGAGCACAGGAACUCGCAUUCACGUCUACACCUUCAUCCAGAGCGACUCGGCGGAGCUGCCUGUUUUGGACAAUGAGAUGUUCCAUUCCAUAAAGCCCGGUUUGUCGGCAUAUGCUGACUCCCCUGAAAUGGCCGGACAAACAGUGAGGAUGCUGUUAAAGGUGGCCAAGAAGACGGUGCCUCGUCUGGUGUGGAAGAGAACUCCUUUAGUUCUUAGAGCCACAGCAGGACUUCGACUGCUAUCUGCAGAGAAAGCUCACGCUAUUCUGGACCAGGUUCAACAUGUGUUUGAUGAAUCUCCUUUCUUGGUCCCAGACAACAGCGUCAGCAUCAUGAACGGCACAAACGAAGGAAUCCUGGCUUGGAUAGCUGUGAACUUUCUAACAGGGCACCUGACAGCACAAAGUAAGAAGACAGUGGGGAUUCUGGAUUUAGGAGGAGGAUCCACACAGAUCACUUUCCUGCCCAAACUGAAGAAAACCAUUGAAAGCGCUCCUGUUGAUGAUUUCAUUGCCAGAUUUGAAUUCUUCAACUCAACGUUUGAAUUAUACACUCACAGUUAUCUCGGACAUGGACUAAUGGCGGCGCGGCUGGCCACGCUGGGCGCUCUGGGUGCACAAGGGUUGGAGUGGCGGGUUUUUAAAAGUUCCUGUCUGCCAAAAAAGUUCAAGGAUGAAUGGAGCUUUGGAGGGCUGACGUACCGAGUGAGCGGGGACCCAGAUGGUUAUGCAGGAUACAAGCUUUGUUAUCAGGAAGUACUUAAGGUGGUGAAGGGGAUUAUUCAUCAGCCGUACGAGCUCCAAGACAGCAAUGUUUUCUAUGCGUUCUCCUAUUACUUUGACAGAGCUGUGGAUGCCGGCCUUAUCGACGGCGUCCAAGGAGGGAUGCUGGAGGUCAGAGAUUUCAAGAAGAGAGCCAAAGAGGUGUGCAAUAAGAUGACCAAGCACCCUCCCAUCAGUCCUUUCCUGUGCAUGGACAUGACCUACAUCACCUGCCUGCUCAAGGAUGGCUUCGGCUUUAAGGAGAGCACCGUGCUGCAGCUGACCAAGAAGGUGAACAACGUGGAGGCUAGCUGGGCUCUGGGCGCGACGCUGGACCACUUCCACAACCUGAAGAUCCACUGAGGAGCAGCAAGGAACAGACACUGGUGAUGAGACGCCGACUAAGGCGGCGCUCACUAACAAAGACAAGUAAUGCGCACUACCUUAUCUAACAGCUCCAGGCAUCUGCUGUUUGUUUCAGAAAGGCAGAGCUAACCUCGUGAGUGAUUCUUAAUUUCUUUUAUUCUCAAGUGCUAAUAUGCUGAGCUGUAAAUGAGCGAUGCGUCGCCUCACUCAGAAAACAAGUGAAGCACUGGAGACCGAAUGAAAGAUGAUACCAGUAAGACUCAGAGUUACCGGAUACACAAUUUGUUUGACAUGUUUUCCAGGGUGGCCUGGCUUGUUAAGCUGUUCGCCGCCAGUUGUUUACAUGCAGCGAUGGGAUAUACUGAGCUGUAGCGGCUUUUAAUGUCAACGUUUUUAGCAAUAAGGAUAACGGGUUUCCAUGUGUCUGGUACGUUUAAAUGUGAUAAAUCAGCCACUAGCCAUGUUUUCAUGACACAUUUUGGAGCAUUGCAUUAGAUAAAGUUAGUGGCAAAUGUCUAAAAAAAAGUUGCUGAAGAACAAAUUUUACGCCUACUUGAGAUGGCUUUGACUUUAUUCUGAAAAGGCUCUCACGUGACUCAUCAGGUAUUCAGCAUCUUUUUUGUUUUUUUGUUUUUUUAAUCUCAGGACAGCUGACAUGAAAGAUUAAAUACUAUUGUACCUAAUUGACAACAAUUCUUAAAGUCCUGGAAGACUCAUUUUUGACCCAAAGAUGCCAAAGUUUUGUUUCCAGCUUUUUAUCCUCCGUGUAUCAAAUCAUGUAGCUUAUUCCACCUCCUUCUGAAGACACUACCAAGCCUAGUUUAUUAACUCCAAAGCAGUUCAUUAAUUUGCAUUUUCCUUUUUUAAGUUCACUUUACACUUCUAUGGAAACAUGGCUACUGAGCUUUUGGAUUGUUCCUCUCUAUCGCUCCAUUUCAACCUCAGACUUUUCUGUUUACAAUGAUAAAUACACAGAACAAUUCCUGAUCAUCAGAGUCUCACAAAACCCGUCUCAGUAUUUCUUUGGGAGCAUUUGUUUUGAAAAAACUUGAGGAAAAAUGUUGUUUUGUACAAACUUUGCCACUUCACACUUGUCAAAAUAAAACCAUCAUUAGUUGCUAAUUACAAAUA